AUUCAUUCAUUGUCAUUCAUUCUUGUGGUCUUGAGCGACAUAUUCUAUCCUAUCAAUUUUAAGUAAAAUCUCAAAACCUUUGAGAAUUUGAGCGUGAAUUUGUGAAUUUAAACCCGUGUUGUGCCAUAAAGGAAGCUAAAGUUGAUAUCAAAUAUUGACCGGAGAAAAAAGUAUCAUUGGCUAUAUAUAAAGUUUUGACGCGUCAUUUUCCACCGAUUUCCAAUUAGAUAAAUAAAAACUAGCAGUCAAACAUGAGCUGGCAAGAUUAUGUUGAUAACCAAUUGAUGGCCUCGCAAUGCGUCACCAAAGCCUGCAUCGCCGGUCACGACGGAAAUCUUUGGGCAUCUUCCAAAGGUUUCGAGGUAACGAAGGAAGAACUAUCAAAACUCAUUUCUGGAUUCGAUAAUCAGGACUUACUAACCAGCAACGGAGUAACAUUGGCCGGCCAAAGAUAUAUCUAUCUGUCCGGUACAGACCGCAUUGUUCGCGCCAAAUUUGGACGUAGCGGAGUACACUGCAUGAAAACUACGCAAGCUGUUAUCGUAUCCAUCUAUGAGGACCCAGUUCAGCCACAACAGGCCGCAUCCGUUGUAGAGAAACUUGGUGAUUAUCUGAUCACCUGCGGGUACUAGAUAAUAACAAAAUCACUAUACAUAACACAUAAAAGUAAUUAUAUAAUAUUAAUAAACGAAAAAUAUCAUAAACUUA
Messenger RNA from Stomoxys calcitrans (stable fly), 708 nucleotides. It is a transcript of the gene chic, whose product is annotated as profilin. Lineage: Eukaryota; Metazoa; Arthropoda; Insecta; Diptera; Muscidae. The transcript is spliced from 4 exons. The record is from RefSeq and is a predicted model, not a curated record. Gene Ontology annotation, cellular component: cell cortex. Gene Ontology annotation, molecular function: actin monomer binding. Bases 252 to 632 code for a protein of 126 amino acids.